Molecule: messenger RNA, 962 nt
Organism: Effrenium voratum
Lineage: Eukaryota; Dinophyceae; Suessiales; Symbiodiniaceae
Source: the annotation of a GenBank genome assembly
AGCCGGCUUCCUUCGGCUGUGUGGCCGCGUCGCCGGCCAUGGCUCAGGCCCGGCGAUGCGGAACUCCAUUCCUGCGAGUGAUUCUCAUUACGUGCUUUAUUUCGGCUCACGGGGCACGUGUGGCUGGUGGAGACCUGGAGGAGCACAGCGUCAACGCCAGCACGCCCAAGCUGGAGGUGGCGGACAAGUUCGGGCGACAAGGCGAGCUCUUGGAGCAAGAGGUGCCAGUGCGAAAGGCCCAGCUUAGCUGGCAGCAGCAGCGGGUGCUGGCGAUGCUUCUGGUGCUGGGCCUUUUCACCCUGGCGGUCACCUGGCUGGUGGCUUCAGGCAUCCAGACCAUGGUCCAGACCAGGAGUCUUAGACCUAAGCAAGCGAGGGGUCAGUCCCAUCUCUCCAUCCAGGCGGUGGUGGAAGCCCGGGUGGAGCUGCUCCGCAGCUUGCUGGACACGGCGAUCCAGAACUCUGAGGAUCCGAACAAGGUGUUGGUAGCGCUGUUCAACGAGGUCAUGGAGAGGAUUUGGGAGUGCAAGGAGAGCGGCACCCUGGAUAACGAGGUAGAGAUAGUGCUGGAGACGGCGCUGGAAAGCAACGAGCAGUGCGCCGGCAUCAGCGAGCGAAGACAGCUCUGGCUGGACCUGGUGGCGUCAGUGGUGCAGCACGCAGAGGCGUCCGAGACCAAGGCCUCGCUGCUCACGGUGCUGGCCAAGAGCAUGCAGCAGCAGAUCCGAGCCUUGGUCAAGGAGGGCGUGAUCGCGCGCAAGGCGCUCCUGGAUUUGGCAGCCUCCAGGGAAACCGACGGCAUGCUGAAUCGACAGCUGCGCUUCCUGCUGAGCGAGGAGGCGAUGGGAUGCCAGCCUGGAGGCUGCUUUGGGCUGCGCUGAGAGAGGAGCUCGCCAGUGACAUUGGCAAGCCUGGGGUUCAGAGACAGGGUGAGGCAAGCUUGGCUUUGCGCCCAGGGAGGC